AUGAGAGCGCGACCAACUCAAUCCCAGGUGCAAGUAUGCAUUUCUGUGAUAUUGGUUGUGGCUACAUUGGUGUCGUUUACGGAUGCCGUUUGCCCAACCUCUUCCACUUGGCGUGAUCCAGCACCCUCUGCUAAUGGCCCUGCUUCACCGCCACUUUCCACAACGACUACACCCGUAGUCUUUAACCUGCCAUCCUACAACGACUGGAACUACAACAGUUGGUAUGGAGGAUUGUCCAGCUUCAGCCAGCUGCCCGCCGGCGCCACAUCCAACGGCGUCAAUGUUGGAGGUGCCCUACAGGCCGCCCACGUCUCGUGGCAGGGCGCGGACACCAUCCUCAUGUCCAUGUCGAUGGACUAUUACUGGCGCAAGAACCAUCCCUACAGCAUGUCGCUGGAUGUCCUGACCUCUCGCGAUGGACUCGCUGUCAACAUGUCCGUGUGCGCAUUCCCCUCGUACAAUGUGACCCGCGGCAAGGGAUGGUACGAAGACGGCGUGCUCAAUGCUGUCAUAUGUUUCCCAUUCACUCAGACUGGCAACAACCUGGCCAAGAGCACCGCAUGGACGUCCGUGACUACCACAUUCACCCCAACUGCCGACAUCCCAAUCACACCAAUCGCCGUGUACAUGGUAACUGCUCCCGAUGAGAACCCUUCAUCACUCUACUUCAAGAACAUGAAGUUCACUGCACUCUCCGCACCAUACGUCGCACCCACCCAGCUCACUAAGGCAUCAGAGCUGGUCAACCUGCGCAAGCCAACGACUGGCCUCACUGCCCAGAACCGCGCCACAUGUCCCCAUCUCCAGACCGGUUUGCUGCACUGGCACAACCCACUCACAUGGGGUGGCGUCGUCCCAUCACCAUCAUCCGUGAUCACACUCCCCGCCAACAGCAAGGUCUUGAUCUCAUCGUGCUCCCUCGUUCCAGGCGCCGUGUACAAGAAGAUCGUGGUGCCCGCUACCAGUCAGCUGAUCUUCUCGGACUCCACAUACUCCAUGACCAUACAGGACAUUGACGUUCGCGGCCAGCUAAUCAUGGGCAGCAGCACAUGCAGGAUGAAUGGUAACAUCGAGAUUGUGUUCAGUGGUCAAUACACCACGAAUGAUACGAUCGCACCAAAGAUGGGCAGCAAGGGUAUUGCAGUGGCCAAGGGUGGAUACAUCAGUGUCCAGGGCAAGCAGUACUAUAAGACAUGGUCGCGUCUCGCCGCCCAUGCGUACGCCUACGAAUCAAUCAUCUACCUCCAGGACACUGUCAACUGGGAGCCGGGCCAAAAGGUGUUCAUCACGACCUCCAAGUACAAGGAUGAGCUCAACAAUCAGAACGAGGUGCGUGUCAUCCGUUCAGUCUCGGGCAACAUCGUCGAGUUCACCGAGCCCUUGAAGUUCUUCCAUUAUGGUGGACAGGAGUAUCAGGCCGAGGUGGGACUAUUGUCUCGUCGCAUUGUGUUCCGUGGCGCCAACGACUCGGAUGCCAAUCAGUUUGGUGGCCACGUCCUGACAAUGAGCAAUGGACAAUUUGCUGGAAUUGAGUUGAUCAAGAUGGGCCAAACCAAUCUGCGUGGACGCUACCCACUCCACUUCCAUCUGGCAGGCGUGGUGAACAACUCAUACAUCUCAGACUGCUCGACACACGACACAUUCUACCGCUGCUACACGAUCCAUGGCACCAACAACCUGUUGCUCACACAGAAUGUCGCCUUCAAUGCCAUCGGACAUUGUUACUACAUUGAGGAUGGAGUCGAAGAGAACAACACCAUCUCAUUCAAUCUUGCUGCGUCCGUCCACACCAUUGGUCGCCCGGCCAACGGUGCCGCCGAGAAUGGCCAGAGUGGCGAGACAAUCCAACAGUCGCCCACCCUCACCCAACCCGCCGACGCGGCAGCCGGAUGCUUCUACAUCACCAACGCGUACAACCGUAUCGUUGGCAAUGCUGCCUCUGGUGGAUGGGCUUCUUACUCAUUCCCCAACCUCGCAACACCCGUUGGUGCAUUCAGGAACUCGACCAACAUCAAGCCCGAAGCCAGGACCACAUUGGAGUUUGACGGUAACAGCGCUCAUUCGGCUGGCUACUUCUUUGAGGCGUUUGGAGCAUGUGUCUACUGUGGAGGACGCCUGUACUACGACUCUGACUCAACUGAUCAGCUCACCUACAUCUCGGGUCGCCAGGCUAGAGAGACGCGCGAUGCCAACGGCAACAUGGUAUGGAUGCGCUGGACUAACUUGCGUGUGUCUCAGUGCCGUGGCGGCCUGGGCCACUGGGGCAACCAGAUCGAGGUGGACGGCUACGAGUCUCAGGACAACGAGAUCUCGGGAUCCCUCUUUGGCUACGCCUGGAUGAACAACGCCAUUGUGAACGCCUUCUCCAACAAUCCAGUGGACCUGCGUCGCAGCGUCUACUACGAGACAUUGAAGCGCCAGGGCUUCCAGUUCUACGACACAAUCACCCACACGAUCCUCUCCAACAUCAACUUCCGCAACUUCCAGCACGACGCCACCGCCGAGAACCCCGAGCGCGACAACGCCGUCUUUGUGUCGAUGACGUACAGCGAUCGCUUCAAGCCACAACAGAUCUCAGCCACGCGCAACAUCACCUUUACCAACGUGCAGCUCUCCCAGCGCCUCGGCCUCAACAUCAUUGAGACGAGUGCCAGUCGAUAUUUCAACCUCAUCGACUGGGAUGGUUCCGUCGUCGGCCAGUCCACACCCCAGAUCCUCGGCUCGUACCUCACCACUUGGUGGAACUAUGACGCCGCGUGCCAGGUCAGCAGUGUGUUCCGCGUCUACUACUGUCCCAAGGGUAGCGCAGUGAUUGGAGACAUUGUGUUCAUGUCGCCAGGCCUCACAUACAAUGACGAGGACAACUACGUCAUCCUUGGCAACUCAACAUUGUUUGGACCCAACCUCCCACCUGGCGGUCAGACUGCAUUCAUCACCAACAACCCGGGAAUCACAGGCAUUCUCAACCUGGGCUGGUAUCUCAACUUUGACAACUUGGUGUCGGCCAAAUCAUUCGUGAUCGACAUUCGCCAGAUACCCUAUGGCACCUACAUCCUGCUAGCCUUGCCAUACCCUGCCGGUACAACCUUUAGUGGCAGGGCUGCACGUGACUGGGGCACUCAGUACAACACCACUUUGGUGCAGGCCAGUUCCCAGGCUGCUGUCCUAGCUGGAAAUGGCUAUCUCUACUACUUUGAUGGCGGCAACCUCUUCAUCAAGUUGACCAACCCUCUCAACACUGGCGCACCCAUCGAGUCCUUUGCCAGAGGUGGUGUAUCAAUUCAUGACUUGUGCUGGGAGUACAGCUACUAUGUAACAGCCACAUGUCCAACUGCAGAUUGUAAGCGUACUGUUCCAGGAGUACUUCCAACAUGGUCCACCUAA
This is a messenger RNA of Acytostelium subglobosum LB1, 3384 nucleotides long. RefSeq lists its product as hypothetical. The record is from RefSeq and is a predicted model, not a curated record. The coding region runs from base 1 to 3384 and encodes 1127 amino acids. The transcript is spliced from 2 exons. NCBI's taxonomy places the organism in Eukaryota, Evosea, Eumycetozoa, Acytosteliales, Acytosteliaceae.